GGUUUGCUGGAGGUGCCUAAGCUGCUGCAGGAAACCUCUGUUUGGAAAGAUCCAGCGCUUCUGCUGCACGCACUUUAUGGCGGACAGGAGAUCGAGAUGAUGGUGAAUCAUCAGGCUUUCACAGCAGCAUCACACAUUACCUCCUGACGUCAGAGCCUGGUCGAUGAAGGCAGCAGCGGGGUAGAAGAAAGGUGAAAGGUCAAAAGUUGCAGUGCGCCUGAGACACAGCCUUCAAGACUCGCUUGGUGCUCCUCUUGUCUGCUGUUGUUGGUUAUUGCAACUUCCUGUUUCUCGUUGCUCAGUUGUGAAAAACGAAAACAUGAAUCACUCCUGCAAUGCGAAAGGAAGGCAGCUCACCUCCUCCUUCUCCCUUCUCUGACACAAGCACUAACUGUGGUUCUAUGGUUUGGCAGGUCUGGUUGACCUUUGAGCCGGAAGGAAGGAGGAGCUCAACGGACUACGCUCUGUUUGUCUGAUCUGCAGGUUAAAGGACAAGGACAGUUUACUUAAUCUGAAUGCAUAUCAGUACCAGGAAGGGAACAUCUGACCAGAUGGCAUGGCACCAGAGAGCUGUGUGAGUUCUUGGAGCUACAAGCAGGUAGCCCACUGGCUGCAGGAGGAAGGAUUCGCCGACUAUGUGGAUCUGCUCUGCAAUCGCCACCGCCUGGACGGGCCCAGUCUUCUGGCUCUGACUGAGGCCGACCUACGCGGGCCUCCUCUGAGCCUCACUGUGCUGGGGGACAUCAAGAGGCUGGCCAUAUCACUCCGCCAGCUCCAAAGACAGAACCAAGCCCAGCUGGAAGAGCUGGGUCUCCAGCAGAGUGACAGUCUCCCACUGCGGCCUAGCGCGGCUGCCGAGUGGCGAUGCGACAGAGGCGACUUCUCUGGGAAUGGCGUUGAGCUCCGACAGAGGAAUGGCGCUCGAGCCGAAUGCGGCUCCGGAGCGACGCUGUGUCACACACACUCUAACGGAAGAUGUCGGCAGCGCCAAGCCGGAAGGCUUGACCCGGAAGUGUGGAAGACCAUCUUAAGUGUCAUUUAUGUCUUUUUCGUGUUUGGCUUUACUUCCUUUGUUAUGGUCAUCGUACACGAGCGUGUACCAGACAUGAGGACGUAUCCCCCGCUUCCUGACAUUUUCUUGGACAGUGUUCCGAGAAUCCCUUGGGCUUUUGCAAUGGCUGAAACCUGUGGCCUCAUCUUGUGCUCCAUGCUAAUGUUUAUCCUGUUGCUUCAUAAACACAGGUCGAUUCUCAUUAGGCGGCUGUUUUCUCUCAUGGGUACUGUGUUUUUACUUCGCUGCUGCACCAUGUUCGUCACCUCGCUCUCCGUGCCUGGCCAUCACCUCAAGUGUGCCAGCAAGACGUACGAUGAUUCGAUGGAAAAGAUAAAGAGGGUGCUGACAAUCUGGGUCGGAUUCGGUAUGACUCUCACCGGCGUCCAAACGUGUGGAGACUACAUGUUCAGCGGACACACGGUCGUCAUUACCUUGCUCAACUUUUUUGUGACAGAAUACACUCCAAGAACAUGGAAUUUAAUUCACACCAUCUCCUGGGUGUUGAACCUCUUUGGGAUUUUCUUCAUCCUGGCAGCGCACGAACACUACUCCAUCGAUGUCUUCAUCGCCUUCUACAUCACCACGCGUCUUUUCCUUUAUUACCACACAUUGGCCAACACUCGCGCCUAUCAGCAGAGCCGGAGGGCUCGGAUUUGGUUCCCCAUGUUCUCUUUCUUUGAGUGCAAUGUGAACGGACCCGUCCCCAACCAGUACGACUGGCCCUUCAGCAAACCUGCUUUUAUGAAGACGCAAAUUGGGUAGACGGAGACGGAUGUUGUCGUACGCGUACAGACUGCAAAUAAGAUGGGGGUUUUUUUUGCACAUGAUAUAAUGGUGCCUUAGGGUUUGCAUGUACUGAACACUUUCUGGAUGGAAUGCACAAGUAUGGGUUUGCCUUAUAGUUUAUUACCACUGUGGUAUUCCGCUUUAUCCCAUUUAUCCAUUCAUGUGGGAAACGUUGUAUGGGGUUUCACACAGUUAAGUCACGCUUUAUAAAAAUGCAGUUUAUGCAACCAAAGAAGCUUCUUCCUGUUCAGUUAGAGCUUUGUUUUCUUCAUUGACGCACUAAUUUAUUUUUGUAAUGUAUUGCGAUGGAUUUUGAGAGCGAAAGCUGUACCCUACCUACUCACGUCAGCGACUCGGGAGGAAAUAAAUGUUUACUUUGUCAGGAUUAAGAAAAACAACUAUGCGAUUGUAAAUAUGCAUUUAAUGUGAUUGUUUGAAAUUAGUUUUUAUUUGCAAUGCAAGUGAUAAUCUGAAGGCCUUUUGGCUGAGCUAUCCAAUGUUUACAACAGCAGCGAAUUUUUAUAUUUUAUACUAACUGCUUUUUUAGUAAUUGCCGUUUUUGCUUUGUUAUAUAAAGUUGAUUUUAAAUCAUUUUUGGAUUAAUUAAAAAUGUAUACAAAUAAUUUUAUGUGUGAAAGAUUUCUAAAAAGCGUUGACCAGCUUCGGCUGGCAUCUGCUGAUGAAAGUUUGUUGAGCUUUCUCUUUAUUCUUGAGCAGUUAGCGUCAAGGUAUAGCUUUUCUCUCUAGAGGAGAAAGCAAGCAAAUAAAAAAAUAUUGCUUUCAAAAGACCAAUUACAGAGA
Molecule: messenger RNA, 2641 nt
Organism: Syngnathus acus (greater pipefish)
Lineage: Eukaryota; Metazoa; Chordata; Actinopteri; Syngnathiformes; Syngnathidae
Product: sphingomyelin synthase-related protein 1-like
Exons: 9
Coding region: 557-1816 (419 amino acids)
Biological process (GO): ceramide biosynthetic process
Cellular component (GO): endoplasmic reticulum membrane; Golgi membrane
Molecular function (GO): sphingomyelin synthase activity; protein binding; ceramide cholinephosphotransferase activity
Source: RefSeq, a predicted model, not a curated record